This is a messenger RNA of Aspergillus bombycis, 426 nucleotides long. Its product is annotated as MAPEG family protein. NCBI's taxonomy places the organism in Eukaryota, Fungi, Ascomycota, Eurotiomycetes, Eurotiales, Aspergillaceae. Bases 1 to 426 code for a protein of 141 amino acids. The transcript has a single exon. The record is from RefSeq and is a predicted model, not a curated record. Gene Ontology annotation, cellular component: membrane.
AUGUCCACCGGUCAGGUAUCGGCCCUCUUAGCGCCCGUCGUCGCCCUCAAUAUCUGGACUUUCGUCAUGGAGGGCUGGAUGUACAAAACACGGAUCCCAGUAUAUUCCAAGCUCAAUCUCAGGAACACCAUUACCAGGCGCGAACUCGAUGCGGUGACGCCGGCGAAUGUUCGAUGGAAGGCAGACAAUUACAACCACCUGAUGGAGCAGCCAACUCAAUUUUACGCGAUAGCCCUCGUGCUGGCACUAGCUGGCAAGGAUGACAAGAUCGAUAUCAUUCUGACAUGGUCCUAUGUGGCCAUCCGCGUUGUGCACAGCCUAGUGCAGUCUACAAGCAACCACAUCAUGACCCGGUUUAGCCUAUUCGUAACUUCUUCGGUAAUCUUGGCGGUGAUGACCGGACGGGCUGCGUUGCUGGUCUUCUGA